Molecule: messenger RNA, 1035 nt
Organism: Eruca vesicaria subsp. sativa (arugula)
Lineage: Eukaryota; Viridiplantae; Streptophyta; Magnoliopsida; Brassicales; Brassicaceae
Source: the annotation of a GenBank genome assembly
AUGUCUCCGAUGACGUCACUUCCCGAGGACAUCGCCCUUGACAUAUUAGCACGUGUACCGAGACGUGACUAUCCAAGACUCUCCCUCGUGUCAAAGCUCUUCCGCUCACUCGUUUCGUCGCCUGAGAUAUACGCGAGACGAUCUUCCUUGGGUUGCACUGAACACUCUCUCUAUGUUGUUCUCGGUGUCUAUAAAGGUGAUGUGAAUUUGUAUACUCGCAUUGGCCACCGCUUGGUCCUUAUCCCAGGGCUCCCUGCUAUGCCUAGCUUUGGAUGCUUUGUGGCAGUAGGUACAAGGUUAUACGUAUUUGGUGGGUUUGAAGAGAUGAUGAUGACAUCGAUUGCGUAUAGCAUAGACUGUAGAUCUCACACUGUGCAACCCCUCCCAAGCAUGCCUUUCCCCAUGUGUAAUACAUUCGCUGGUUUUAUCGAUGGGAGAAUCUACGUUGUUGGAUAUGAUGAUUCCUCCAGGUUAAAGGUGGUGGUGUUCAAUACCGAAACGCAAACGUGGGAGCAUGAGAUGACGACAAAUCUAGCGAUGGAGAUAGGUAGGUUAAGUACUUACGGUUUUGGGGGGGUGAUGGGUGGUAAGAUGUACAUGAGGGGUUUUCAAAAUAGCUUUGUUUACGAGCCAAAGGAAAGAAAAUGGGAAACGGACGAGGUUCUGAAUUCAAAGGAGUGGUGGGGCAAUGCCUGUGUGGUUGAUGAUGUUUUGUACUAUCACGAUUGUAGUGAGAACAAGUUGAGAUGGUAUGACUCAAAGCAGAGGUGUUGGGGAGUGGUGAAAGGCUUGGAAGAGUUGUUGGAUGAGAUGAUUAAUUUUGGGUAUAUACAUACUGUGAGUUACGGUGGGAAGCUGGUUUUGUUGUGUCCUAAAGGAAAAUUCAUGGAAGUAAAGAGGGAGAUUUAUUGUGCUGAGAUUUUUCUGGAAAGAUGCAAAGGAGGUCAGAUUUGGGGUCUAGUUCAUCAGGCGUGUGAUCUUUUCACUGCUUCUGGCAAAUUUCACAUUACGGAUGCUCUUCAUGUUGUUGUUUGA